AAAUUAGGAGUCGUUUGGAGAUGCUGAAGAAGGAGAUGGAAGGCAUUGCUGCACUGAAAUUGAAUGGGGAAAUAACAAGCGAGGAGCUGCUGCAACAGACGGAGAGCGAGAGGAAGAAGAUUCUGUCGGAAUUUGAGAAACUCCAUCUGUUUCUAGAGGAGAAAGAAUUGCUCCUAUUGGCCCAGCUGGAAGUACUGGACAAGGAGAUAUUGAAGAGGCAUGAUGAAUUCACCACCAGGCUCAUCCAGGAGAGAUCUCGUCUCGGGACCCUGAUCAGUGAGAUGGAAGGGAAGUGCAGGCAGCCAGCAAGUGAAUUCCUGCAGGACAUCAGAAGCACCUUGAGCAGGUAUGAGACGGGGAAGUUUCAGAGUCCACCAUCCCUUCCUCUGGAACUGAAAAGGAGAGUCAAGGAAUUCUCUCAGAAGCACACAUUUCUGGAGCACACUCUGAGUAAAUUUAAAGAGAGACUGUCAUCUGAAACAAAGCUGGACAAAGCGAUUCUAUCUGGAAAGCAGUUGGACAAAGCCAACGUGACCCUGGAUCCAGACACGGCUCAUCCUCAUCUCAUCCUGUCUGAGGAUGGGAAAAGCGUGAAAUGGGGACCUGCACGGCAGGACGUGCCCGACAACUUCAGAAGAUUUGAUCCCGUUCCCUGUGUGCUGGGCUGUGAGGGGUUCACCUCGGGGAGACAUUGCUGGGAAGUGGAGGUGGACGGGAGCAGUUGGGCCGUGGGGGUGGCCAGAGAGUCUGUGACGAGAAAGGGAGGGAUCAGCUUGGAGCCGGAGGAGGGGAUCUGGGCUGUGGGGCAGCUGAACCCAAUUCAGUAUGUGGCUCUCACUUCUCCUUGGACAAGCCUGCCACCGGAUAGGAGACCCAGGAAGAUCUGGGUCGCCCUGGACUACAAAAUGGGGCAGGUGGCAUUUUUCAACGCUGAGAACCACACUGAGAUCUUCACUUUCAUAGCAGUCGCUUUUGCUGGGAGAAUCUUCCCGUUCUGCUGGGUGGCAGACAAAAACUCCCAGGUCAGAAUCUGUCACUGAGCUGCGAGAUCAGGUAUUCCUCUUCCCUCCCGGGGUCUGGAUCUGGCACCUUCUCCAUAGAAUCUCCUGGUGGAAUUCUAGUCUGUCCGACCCAGCUUCUAACACUCGCUUCACAGCAGUAUCUGACUGCCCACGCCACCUCCUACUGGAGCCCAGAGAGAGCCCAGUUUCUCUAACGCUGGCAGACAAUUCAUGGCACAGACAGUUCAUGACCCCCUAUACACUCCCCCUACUGCAGGAUCCCUCCUCGGAUGAGCAGGAGAGGAUCUUUUCUAAGAGGAGAGAAAUCAGAGGGAUUAGAGGUGGGGAAACAAAGAGUAACUGGUGAGGAUGUUUAUAGAAGGAAAUAUGAGAGGAAAAUGUAUAGGAGGAAAAGAGAUGAGGGAGAAUAUAAACUCUUUGGAGCAGGGACUGUCUCUCGCUGUGUGUCUGUGCAGUGCCCGGCACAACGGGGCUCUGAUCUC
Molecule: messenger RNA, 1504 nt
Organism: Trachemys scripta elegans
Lineage: Eukaryota; Metazoa; Chordata; Testudines; Emydidae
Product: tripartite motif-containing protein 15-like
Exons: 7
Coding region: 21-1040 (339 amino acids)
Molecular function (GO): protein binding
Source: RefSeq, a predicted model, not a curated record